This is a messenger RNA of Lytechinus pictus (painted urchin), 2517 nucleotides long. Its product is annotated as UBX domain-containing protein 7-like. Gene Ontology annotation, cellular component: nucleus. The transcript is spliced from 12 exons. NCBI's taxonomy places the organism in Eukaryota, Metazoa, Echinodermata, Echinoidea, Temnopleuroida, Toxopneustidae. The coding region runs from base 112 to 1836 and encodes 574 amino acids. Gene Ontology annotation, molecular function: ubiquitin binding. Gene Ontology annotation, biological process: proteasome-mediated ubiquitin-dependent protein catabolic process. The record is from RefSeq and is a predicted model, not a curated record.
ACGGCAUCUGAUCGAUCUGCAGCGCAGCACCCCGACGUCCGACAGUACAGUGCAGUGCCUGGGUAAAAAAGAGGCAAAACAUCAUCUUAAAGUCAACUUUAAGGAGAAAGGAUGUCGAUGUCUACUGAAUUAACACAGCUGGCAGAACAGUUUGCAACAGUGACCGGCUCAACAACCGAAGUGGGUCUGCGUAUGCUUGAAGUAUGUAAUGGCGACCUAGAGAGGGCGAUCUCCAUGCAUUUGGACAACGUGGUUGAUGUAGAUGCUAUCCAGACUAAAAAUGCCGUUGCUACUUCCUCCCAACGUUCGGCUGCUGGUCCAUCAAUACCCCCUGAUGAUUCGGUUCGACCUCCAAUACCAAGUAAAAUGGAUACAUUGGUUGAAGAUGUUCCCACAUUUGGUCCGAUUCCUAGACAAAGAAGGGCAAGGCAGUCAGUGUUUGAUGGUUUACGUGAUUUUCAAGCAGAAACAAGACUUCAGGAGGAGAUGAUACACAAUCCAAAAUCUUCAUCAAAAAAGAGAACGUUGGAAGAUCUAUUCAGACCACCACUUGACCUCAUGCACAAGGGAACAUUUGUGACGGCAAGAGAAGCAGGCCAGGUGCAGGGCAAGUGGCUGAUGGUCAACGUUCAGAACGUCAGGGAAUUCAGCUGCCAGCAGCUCAACAGAGACAUCUGGAGUGAUUCUACUGUGAAGAGUAUUAUCAGGGAGUCUUUCAUCUUCUGGCAGGUUUAUCAUGAUAGCGAAGAAGGGCAGCAGUACAUGCGGUUUUAUAAAGUCACAGAAUUCCCUUAUGUGUCUAUACUAGACCCAAGAACAGGAGAGCAGAUGGCAACCUGGCACAGAAUAGAGAGCGAAGCUUUCUGUGAUGUUGUGAUGCAGUUCUUAUGCGACCACAAAAUGGAUAUCCCGGACAUCGUUCCUCUAUCUCCGCCGGCCGAUAGCCCGUCAUCGUCCGCACCACCUGCCAAAAAAGUUAGAACAUCCAGCAUUAUAGAUGCUAGCGAAGAGAGCCAGAUAGAAGCUGCCAUUGCCGCAUCCUUGGCAGAAGCAGAAGCAGCUCAAACCAAAUCUCCAAACCAACCCAAAGCAAAGUCCAGCAUCAUUGACAUUGAAUCCGACUCCAGUGACGACGAUGAUGACGAUGCUGUGGAGACGAUAGAGAGCGAUUUUGCCUUCAGUGACUCGGAACCCUCAAGCGAUGCAGUGUAUCAGACGACCAGUAAGACUAAACCAGCACACGGUAAUAUUAAGAGGACAAGUGUAAUUGUUAAUGCCUCUCCCAAAGAAGACGUGGUUCACGAGGUGGAUGAUGAUGAGAACGAAUCCACCGUGAAACACCAGAGAACAGAAUCAAAGGAAGCUAAAUCGAACGGACAGGUUGCAUGCAAGGGAAAGAAGGUAUCAAAGUGCAAAGGAAAGGCAAGGACUGAAAAUGUGGAUAGCGAAGGGAAGGGAUCGGACAGUAAGGAAGCAGAGGUCGACGGUGUCGAUGGUGAGAAGCAGAACGACGAUGGGGGUAGAUUAUCAGGAGUUGAUGAGGGGGCUGAUGAUGAGGAAGCGAGGGAGGACGAGAACGAAUCGGCUGUAAUCUCAGGUCCAACUACUGAAAUCCUGUUGAGAUUUCCAGAUGGAAGAAGAAAGCAGGUGUGUUUGUCAGCUUCAGCGUCGCUAAAGUCCCUGGUUAAAUGUGUCGCAAAGGAAGGGUUUAAAGAGGAGAAGUACGAACUGGUCACAAACUACCCUCGUCGUCGUCUCUCGGCCUUAGACUUGACGACCAGCCUCUCAGAUGCAGGACUCUGUCCCCAAGAAAGCAUCUUUGUCCAGGAACGGUAGCAGACUUUAUGCCUUUCAGAAGAUUGGAAAGUAUGGCAUCAUGAGCUCUUGGGAUAAGACUUACUAGUUUAAAGGCUUGGCAUAAACCUAACAUGUAUGAGCUGUUGCUUAAAGGGGAAGCCCACUAAAAAUAGCAGAAAAAUGAUUUUAAAAAUAUUGUUGAAUGUUUGAGGAAAAUCCAUCAAUGAUCGAAAAAUUUAUUUGAAGUUUAAUUUGUUAUUUGUGACGCCAUAUAGAAGCAGCUUUCCAUGUAUCCCAAAUUUGAAAAAUCAAUGAAAUUUCAUUUUCUCAACAAAUUGUGAACACUUUUUUAUAUAUCCUACAUAAAUUAAAACAUGUAUGCUCAUUGGUUUAAAUAGCAUCAUGUGACCAAACAUAUUCUCACUAUUUUGCAAUGAUGUCGAAAAUGAAACGCCCACCAAAGAAAAUGUGCUAUUCCGUGACGUCAAUGAUGGAAUAGUCGACUAUUCCAUCAUUGACGACACAGAUCAUGAUGGCGCAAGCACUAAUACGCGUUCCGCACGCUGAGCGUGUGGCUAAGCGCUUCAGGGAAAUUAGGUCAGUCAGCGCAGCAGGUUUGGUUCUGAUUAAUAAAGGAUGAACUUAGAGUACAAGAACUAGAUUAUCAAGAUCUAUUGCUCUAACUUAUUAAAGUAGGAUAUAAAACAAAAAUACCAGGGG